CCCUUGUAAAAUGCAAAGCGCCUUGCCGUGCUCUGACUCCUGCCAACGGAAGGGUUCAGUGCCAAAGUGAAAGGCUUCCUAAAAAUGGGCUGAUCUCGGGAGGGGGGAGAUUUAGGAGCUAUUGAGAAACAAGGAAAGACAAACAGCGUUAGGUCAUUGUUUCUGCAAACACAGCCAAGGCUGUUUCUCUAUAAAAGAGAGAGAAAGCAGUUCCAGAGCCAUUACAGACUUAGAGGGGACAGUCUGUGACCAAGGCUGCUGCUCCCCCUCCUCAGCACCCGACUUCUGCUCAAGUAUGAAACUCGUACUCUCCACCGUGCUGUCCUUCGGGAUAGUGGCUCUGUGUUUUGCUGCUCCCCCGAAGACAAACAUCAAGUGGUGCACAAUAUCUUCAGCAGAAGAGAACAAAUGCAAUAUCCUGAGGGACCACAUGCAACAAGACAACUUUGCAUUGAGUUGUCUGCAGAAAGCAACAUACCUCGACUGUAUAAAAGCCAUCUCGAAUAACGAAGCAGAUGCCAUUAGCUUGGAUGGAGGUCAAGUUUUUGAGGCAGGCCUUGCCCCCUACAAGCUGAAGCCCAUUGCUGCCGAGGUCUAUGAACACAGUGAAGGCUCCACUACUAGCUACUACGCUGUGGCUGUCGUGAAAAAGGGAACAGACUUCACAAUAAAUGAAUUGAGAGGAAAGACCUCCUGCCACACAGGCCUGGGCAGAUCUGCUGGCUGGAACAUCCCAAUUGGGAUCCUCACCCACCGCGGGGACAUUGAGUGGGAUGGCAAAGACUCAGGCUCCAUUGAGCAAGCCGUGGCCAAUUUUUUCUCUGCCAGCUGUGUUCCCGGUGUCACCACUGAACCCAAACUGUACCGUCAGUGCAAGGGGGACUCCAAAACCAAAAUGUCCCGCACAGGACCUUAUUCUGGAUAUUCUGGAGCUUUUCACUGUCUGAAAGAAGGAAAAGGAGAGGUGGCUUUUGUGAAACACACAACUGUUCAAGAAAAUGCCCCAAAUGAGAAGGAGGAGUACGAGCUUCUGUGUCUGGAUGGCACCCGCCAGCCUGUGGACAACUACAAAGCCUGUCACUGGGCCAGGGUUCCUGCCCACGCUGUGGUGGCUCGAGAUGACAACAAGGUCAAUGACAUCUGGAACUUCCUCUCCAAAGCACAGGAAAAAUUUGGUGUGGGCACAACCAGCACCUUCCACCUCUUUGGGCCACCUGGCAAGAAGGACCCAGCCCUCAAAGACUUGCUUUUCAAAGACUCUGCAGUUCAGCUGAAGCAGAUCCCAUCGUUGAUGGAUGCCCAGCUCUACCUGGGCUUUGAGUAUUACAGUGCCAUCCAGAGCCUUCAGAAAGACCGCCUGACCCCCAGCCGCAGAGGGAACAAGACCCAGUGGUGUGCAAUAGGCAGGGAUGAGAAGAAGAAGUGUGAUGUCUGGAGCGUGAUGAGCAACGGGGAGGUGGAAUGCAUCGUGGCAGAAGACACCAAGGAAUGCAUCAUGAAGAUCAUGAAAGGUGAAGCUGAUGCCAUCAGCCUGGACGGAGGCUUUGUCUACACUGCCGGCAUGUGUGGUUUGGUGCCAGUGGUGGCAGAGAGCUAUGAGGAGAACCACUGCAGCGAAUCAGAAGAAGAACCAGCAACCUACUUUGCUGUGGCUGUUGUGAAGAAAUCUGACAGAGAUAUCACCUGGAACAACCUGCAGGGUAAGAAGUCAUGCCACACCGCCGUGGGGAGAACCGCUGGCUGGAACAUCCCAAUGGGCCUGAUUCACAACAGGACAGGGAACUGCAACUUCGAUGAAUACUUCAGCCAGGGCUGUGCUCCCGGAUCUCCUCCCACCUCCCGCCUCUGCCAGCUUUGCAAGGGUUCGGGGGGGGUUCCACCGGAGAAGUGCGUUGCCAGCAGCCACGAGCAGUACUAUGGAUACACUGGAGCUUUACGGUGCCUGGUGGAGCAGGGGGAUGUGGCCUUUAUUAAGCAUUCUAUCGUUGAGGAGAACACUGAUGGCAAAAGUAAAGAAAGCUGGGCCAAAGAUCUGAAAAUGGACCAAUUUGAGUUGCUGUGCACUGAUGGGCAACGGGCAAAUGUCAUGGACUACAGGAGGUGCAACCUGGCCAAAGUUCCCACCCACGCUGUGGUGACACGCCCUGAAAAAGCAAGACAAGUCCGUGAGAUGCUGGAGAAACAGGAGAGACUGUUUGGAGCAAAAGGAAUCAAGAAUAAGGAUUUCAAUAUGUUUGCAUAUGAAACCAAGGAUCUUCUGUUUAAAGACUUGACCAAGUGCCUGGUGAAGCUCCGUGAUGGAAUAACAUACAAGGAGUUCCUCGGAGAUCAAUACUAUGCUUCACUUGCCAGCCUCAACACCUGCAAUCCAUCAGAUCUUCUCCAGGUGUGCACCUUCCUUGAGGACAAAUAUGCUGGGGAAACGAUUGGACUCAAUGGCCGUGGAGGGCUUUUCCCACCCCAACCAUUCCAUCAUUCCAUGUUUUUCCGAGCUCAACAGCCCCGCUCCCCCGGUGACUCUCAGUCUCUCAGAGUCCCCGCGGCAACUACAACUCCCAUGAGACCCCGCACCCACCCUUCCUCCGUGCGGCGGAGACGGAAGCGGAAGUAUUGUGCGGCCACGUGUGCGGCCAUGGCGGGCGGGCUGGAGCCGGAUCUGGGGGCACUGCGGCGGGAGCUGAGCGGCCCUGCCGCGCUCUCCGUACUCAUCGCGCUCAUCGCCGUCGCCGUCACCUUCCUGAUCUGGCGGUUCGUGCAGGGCAGGAGGAGCAGCAGGAAGGCCGUGCUGCUGCUGGGCCUCUGCGAUGCGGGGAAGACGCUGCUCUUCGCGCGGCUGCUGUCGGGCAGAUACCGGGACACCCAGACCUCGAUCACUGACAGCUCAGCCACAUACCAGGUCAGCCGGGACAAGAGCACCAGUGUGACCUUGAUUGACCUUCCAGGCCAUGAGAGUUUGAGGCUUCAGUUCUUGGAGAGGUUCAAGGCUGCAGCCAGAGCCAUCGUGUUUGUGGUAGACAGUGUGGCCUUCCAGCGGGAGGUGAAGGAUGUGGCAGAGUUCCUGUACCAGGUCCUGAUCGAUGGCACCGUCCUCAAGAAUGCACCCGCGCUGCUCAUCGCCUGCAACAAGCAAGAUGUCACAAUGGCAAAAUCAGCAAAACUUAUUCAACAGCAGCUGGAGAAAGAGCUCAAUACCUUACGGGUAACCUGCUCCGCAGCCCCCACCAGCCUGGACAGCUCAGGGGGUCCUGCCCAGCUGGGCAAGAAGGGCAAGGACUUCGACUUCUCCCAGCUGCCCAUGAAGGUGGAAUUCGUGGAGUGCAGUGCUCGGGGCAGCAAGGGAGAGGAGGGAGAUGCUGACUUGGAGGGCCUGGAGAAGUGGCUGGUGAAGGUCACCUGAACGGAGAAGGGCAGGGCUGGGGGGCAGGACACUUGGGGGCUGAAGGGAAGUAGAUGGUCUGGAGCACUUCUCAUUGGCUGUAGAAAGAAGGAACUGUGGCUAGAAGUCAGCACUAUGGGAGAUGUUUCCAGUUUGUGUCUCAUUGCACAUUGCAGUGUCCUGCUGCAGGGACAUUUUCCCUUUAUUUUUAUGGCUUCCUGUUGUUUUAGAGUUGAGGGAGUGGCUGGCUCCCUUUUUGUCCUUUGCAGACCCCUCCUCUCCAGUUUGGUGCUUCCUCCAUCGUUCAGCUCAUCUGUUGUGUUCUUUUCUUUCUCUGGGGCUUUCCCUGCCUCCCUGUAGCAUUACCAAGUGUUGAGAGGAGCAGGAACAGCCUUCACAAAGUCCUGUGCCCAUAACAAAGCUGAUUCUUGCAUUUCUAGUCUCGUGAACCCAGUGGCUCUUCCACUAUCCAUGCAGAAGGUGGGGAGUGUUAUAUUUACCAAGGAUGUUAUAUUCUUCUAUUUCUUGCAGCCAGAGUCUUGUCAGAACAUGUUUGUCAUGCUUUGAGCUCCCUUAGCUGGAGAUCCAAGGCUGCCAGCUUCAAAUCAAUGGUGGUGAAGUGGUUUGGGGCAAAAAAUUGCUGUUUUUUUGGAUGGUUGUUCUUCUGAAGAUGCAUCUCCUUGAAAAGUAGAGGCCAAGCACCAGCCUCUGUGUGAGGGGAUGGAAAGGUACCAACGAGGCCACGGUUGCUUUUAAAUUAUUCUUUUUUAAAGUAUUCCUGAAAUAAAUUUUUUUUUUGCUUAAAUGUU
This is a messenger RNA of Empidonax traillii (willow flycatcher), 4185 nucleotides long. Its product is annotated as ovotransferrin-like. Bases 296 to 3397 code for a protein of 1033 amino acids. The transcript is spliced from 25 exons. Lineage: Eukaryota; Metazoa; Chordata; Aves; Passeriformes; Tyrannidae. The record is from RefSeq and is a predicted model, not a curated record. Gene Ontology annotation, cellular component: recycling endosome; early endosome; extracellular region. Gene Ontology annotation, biological process: iron ion transport; antibacterial humoral response.